CCUUAUUAUAAGAACACUUAUAAGAUCACUGCAUGUUACCCACCUCAUGUAGGCUUUGGUGAAAUCUGGAGCUACUUACACAGUGUCUGCUGCGUUACUUUUCUCUCUUCAGCCUCUCUUUCCACACAGCUGCCUGGUUUGACAGGGCAUCUUGGGGCCUGCCCAGGCUGGGAGGAGGCAGGAAGCAGAGGUCCUUAGGAGUGCUGGGAGGGCUGGUGAGGCUUGGGGUUUCUGCUGCCUGGUGAAGCCUCCCUGAGGGAACAGGAAGGACUCGUCCCCAUCAGCCAGACCACUGCAGUCAGCCUAGAUCUCAGUGCCAUGGUCCUGUUUUCCAGGUGGCUUCUUCUCCAGGGUCAGCCCCUGGACUGUGAUGCUGGCUGUUUUUGAUGUUCUCCUGGCUGUCGGCUUGGCAGUCACUGGUGCUAUCCUUCUGAGAACCAGGAAAGCCAAAGAGAAACUCGAUGAAGAACUUGAACAAAGAACUGCACGAGGAGAGACAGGUCUCAGGGAAGCUCGGAGAUUUGCAGAAGACAUCAUUCUGGAUACGAACACUGCUCAUCCAUCCCUUGCUGUAUCACCUGAUAGGAAGCAUGUGCACACUCUGUCUACGAUGCAGGAUAUUCCUGACAAACCAGUGCGAUUUACUGUAAUGCCAUUUGUGCUUGGUCAUAAGAGCUUCUCUAGUGGCAGUCACUAUUGGGAGGUGGAAGUAGCAGGGCAGGACAGGUGGCAGAUAGGCCUCUGCUGGGAUUCAGUUAAACGAAAAGUCCUUCAUAUGUAUACCUUCCCUGAAAAUGGUUUCUGGUCCCUUUCCCUGAGUGAUGGUAGGUAUGAAGGCCUCACUGUGCCACGUUUUGUUAUUGAUGUUGAAACCCCCCCUGAUGUUGUGGGGGUGUUUUUGCAGUAUGAAAAAGGGUUGAUUUCUUUCUAUAAUGUGAAUACAUCUACCAUUCUCUAUACUUUCAAAAGCAAGUUCACCCAGCCCCUGAGGCCAUAUUUCUACCCUGGACCUCCUACCCAAAAAAGCACUCCAGGCCUUACAAUCCUCCCAGUGCCAAGUGAUUCUGAUUCACCCUACAGCAGUCACUCCUCGGAGGUUGAAGUAGCAAUGUGGAUAUGAAGCUAAUAGGACUCUGCUUGGAGUCAGUUAUAUGAAAAAUAACUUGUACCUAUACCUUCCUGAGAAUGGUUUCUGGUCCCUUUCCCUGAAGGAUGGAAAAUACUAAUUUCUUUCUGUCCCAUAUUUAGUUAGUGAUGUUGAAGUACCCCCUAAGAUAGUGGGGAUAUUUUUGCAAUAUGAGAGAGAGUUGAUCUCUUUCUGUGAUUUGAAGGCAUCUACCAUUCUCCAUACUUUCAAAAGCAAGUUCACCCAGAUUCUGAGGCCAUGUUUCUACCCUGGACCUUUUAUCCCAGGAAACACUAGUGGCCUUACCAUCAUUCAGGUGCAAGGUGGGUAUGAUUCUCUCUGAAGCAGAAUGCAGACACAUUCCCCAGGGGUCAUCCAAUGGACCAUGAGGGCAGUGGCCAUUCCCCAGCCAGGGUGCUGCAAGGCUGAAGUGUGAAGAUCAGCCAAGGGCCCCGGCUCCUCCCUGUGAUAUGGGGACCAAGAAUGAUCCUCCUCACUGGGCUAGCUCCACUGCUCAUCAAAACCUGCCAUCCUAGCUGGAUUCACUACUGAAACUGAUAAGCUUCAUUUCUCAACAAUAUCUCUUUUAUGUUUCUCACCCUGCCUAACAGCCAAUUAAGAGCCAUUUGCUUUCAGUAAAAAUCUAUUGGUUCUUGAGAGCUAAGCACCAAGUGCUGAUUAUUUCCAUGACUGUCUUUGAGCCAAAAUUAGUAACUUGAACCCAGUGUUAUACUCAGAGCCUUUACCUGAAUAAACUCACCUCUUGUAGCAAUGGA
This is a messenger RNA of Ictidomys tridecemlineatus (thirteen-lined ground squirrel), 1902 nucleotides long. NCBI's taxonomy places the organism in Eukaryota, Metazoa, Chordata, Mammalia, Rodentia, Sciuridae. The record is from RefSeq and is a predicted model, not a curated record.